Molecule: messenger RNA, 6789 nt
Organism: Cuscuta epithymum
Lineage: Eukaryota; Viridiplantae; Streptophyta; Magnoliopsida; Solanales; Convolvulaceae
Source: the annotation of a GenBank genome assembly
UUUUUUAAAAAAAAUAGAUAACUUAAUUCAUAUUAAAAUCGAGAAUCAGAUACAAAACCGCCACGUUAAAGGCUACACUACACUGAGAUGAGACAUAGAGCUGGAAGAUCGCUGAAAUGCGACCCAACUCGCUAACCCCACAAGAUGAUAGACUCUACUAACAGCAAUGCUGCACCUGCUACUAGAAUGAAUAAUAAAAGUAACUAAAGAGUUCUGGGAAAAAGAGCAAAAAUAAGAAUAACGAGAUCCAAUUUUUCCAGCCACUGACAAGGAAAGUGCGGUUCGUCCAGCCCCCGCCAAAGGCCCAUCAUCGCUGACACAGAGGUCCCCCGUCAUUGGCUUGACAGAGUCAACCACCACGUCUUCACUACUCGCAAGUUUUUCCUCAUUCUUAACCAUCUAACUCUUUUCAUCUGCAAGGGUUUCAUUAAAUAUGACAGGCAGUGCCAUCCCUCUGGCACCGCUACCUGCCCAUUUUUUGAAACUUCUUCAUAUGCCGCCAUCCUAGCUUGGGUAUCCUUUGUGAUCUUCGGCAUUAUCACUUUGCGCUUCCAGGGUUCUUCCUCUUGGAAAUCAGCUACGCCUUCUCCUUUAGGUAGCAAUCCUUCCCUGAUAUAACUGUGUGUCUCCUCAAAACCCGCAUUGUUAUUUUCCACAACAUUCUCAAUCUCUUCCUUACAUGAGCUGGUUCCACUUCCACUAAGGAUUCAACCGCUUGUUGCCCCGAUGCACUCCUCUUCUCCUCAUAUAAGCACGCAUCCAAGCCCCAUAUGGCCUCUCUCUUAUCCAAGAUCCGGAGUGAGUAUCGGAUGGACAAAGACGAUCAAUAUGUCCCAAAAUUCCACAAAUGAAGCAGAACUUUGAAAGACGCUCAUAUUUAAACUCUGCCCAAAACCAGUUACCCCCUCCUUCCUUAUAUGUAAUCGGCGAACUAUUGCUUUCUUGAUAUUCAUGGUCACCCGAAUUCGCAAGAUGGAUCUCCAAACACCUCCUAGCGUGCGCUCAUCAACUGCAAUGAACGAACCAAUUGUGUUUCUGAUACCACAUGCAACUUUUUCAGUCAUAAAGCCUAGAGGUAGGUUAUGUAUCUGAACCCAAAAAUCAGCGCUAUCCAAAGCCACCUCAAGUGGUCUAUCCACCUGCCCUAAACGCCUUAUUACCACAAAAUUUUGUUCAAAGGUCCAAGGUUCAUCUCGAAGUACCCGAUUGAUAUCCCCUUCAUGGUAGAACUGUAACAGAAAUUUUGAGUCGCCAAUUUCAUCGAUCGAUACACCUUUGACCGGUCUCAAACCAUUGCCAUGGUUGCCCGAAAUGCAAAGGGACGAAUAGAUUUCUCUGUCACCACGCUCGCCAACGGCAAGAAACGUGGCACCGCCAUCGCUUCGUCUCCUCCAACAACAUCGCUGUAAAAAAACAGUCCCCUAUCCUCUUCUUCCUCCAUAGCCAUUUCACCGAACCCCUCACAAAAAUCUCCUUCAAGCACCCUUGUACACAAAGUACAACCACUAAAUUCUUUAAGGACCGAAUAACAAUUCUCUUGCAACCCUGCACUACAAUUUCCACAAAGCCUCUAAGAUGACAGAGAGCAGAAAUACUACGUAAAUUCUUAACACACAAUAGUGCAAAAAACAGAGACCCACAACGCCGCUCAUAGAUUCAAGCCAAAACGAAUAAUCCUUCUCGUGUAAGCAAUCAAAUAGAAGAAAAAUACCAAACCCGUUCACCAGGAACGCAAGACAAACCUCGACAAAACAAACAAGGCUGCCGGACUACACCAAUCGAAAAGCCAACGGACUGGAAAUCAAAGAGAACAAACGAACCGAACACCCGACCAAACUUUGGCCAGGUAGAGAGUGAAGCAGCGACGAGGCAGCAUUCCCCUUCCCCCACGCAAGCUCGCUCUGGUUCAAACACCGGCCUAGAUCGUGGAAUCCUCAGGGCCGGCUGCCACCACUCCUAGGGUUUGUUCCGCAUCGUAACUUUUUUACUAUCUAGCAUUAUCAAGCUUUUUAAUUAUCUCCUCUAAACCCAAUAUAUUCAAGGGUAAAUGGAAACUAAUAAUCUAAUCUUUUAGCGGUCUUCUUAUAAUAAUCCCACCUUUUGGUUAUUCAUGAAUAAUCCAACCUUUGCACCUCAUCUUCAUUCAUUAGUCCCUGACUGGUUGAUGAUCUACUAUUCCAAGCUAUUUUCUUAUAUUUGCAUAUCAUUAUAUCAUAAAUCUCAUCUUUCACAAAGAUUAUAUUUUGCUAAGAUAAGAAAAUAACUUGGAAUAGUAGGUCAUUAACAGAUCCCGGACCAGUGAAUAAAGAUGAGGUGCAAAGGUUGGAUUAUUCAUGAAUAAUAAAAAGGUGAGAUUAUUGAAAGAAGACCGCUAAAAGGUUGGAUUAUUAGUUUCCACUUUCUCUCUAUUCAAUUACUUUCCAAUUUCCAUAUUGACCGAAUAGCCCCAAAGUUAUUUUGUAGUAGUAGUAAUAACUUGUGUGACAUCACACCAUCAUUAAAAAAGGUUUUUAAUCGUAUAGCAAGAAAGAUAACAUCUUUUAAACAUGUAAAUUACGAGUAUAUGUAAUAAUUAACACUUUGUCAUUGAUUUAUAUAUCAUCAAGAGAGUAACAAACCAACUAACACUUCAUCCAUCACCUCAUAGUUAACAAUUGGUAGGACUUAAUAGCAUAAUAUUAAAUUAGGAAUAUUUUGUAUUUUUAGGAACUCUUUUUAUUAUAAAUAUAUCUGUCAGGUACCCUAUUGGGUACCUUUCCCAUUAUUUCACAUGAUAUCAAGAGCAUAAUUUUUCUCUCUCUCCUCUAAACCCUCACGACAUGAGCUCGGCUGAAAAUUCAUCUACCGCCGCCUUGCAUAUGCAUGCCGCCGAUUCCUUCUCCUCCAUGGCGGGUUCCACUAUAGCUUCAGCUUCAUCAACUACGGCGCCGGUUUCCUCUGUCUUAACCGCCGCGGCCGUAGGUGUCACUAGCGCCGCCAUAAGCCAGCCAGCGCCGCAGCAGGUAACCGCCAUUCAGUCCAGUCCGGUAGUGCAACUAGCCUCUUCUUCCUUCGUUGCAGGGGUUCCCGGAGCAUAUUCUUUGUUCCAGUCUCUUCCUCCGGUGUUACCAUGGCAAUCACCUGUCAUACACGAUGUACCGGGGCUUUACUCUACCUCGAUGAGCACGCCAAUGCCUCAACCGCACUCCAGCCCCCGAUAUUUCGGCUUUACAUUCUCCGGUGCGCCUGGACUGUCUAGACCGGCGGACAACUCCCUGUUUCAGUCCCCGAUGGCGACGAUUGCUCAAUCAAUCUAUCUGAUCUCCAAUGUUACUCAAAUUAUUACGAUCAAGCUCAAGGCGGUGGAAGAUUACAUCACAUGGCGCACUCAGUUUGAAUCUUUCCUCGUCUCUCAAGGUUUGUUUAGUUUUUUGGAUGGUUUCACUCCGGUACCUCCAAUGUACCUGAUUGAUUUUAAUAAUCGCCAAAUCAUUAAUACUGAUUAUUACCACUGGUUACGGGUUUAUCAAACAAUUUGUUGAUGGAUUUUUGCUACUCUUACCCGUGAUGUAUUAAUUGAUGUACAUGAAUUUAAACAUGCUUUUGAGAUUUGGGAAAGACUGGAAAAAUUGUUUUCGUUCUACUAGUUUGGCCCGCUCUAUGGAACUUAAGCGUAACUUGACCAAUAUGAGAAAGAAGGAAAAUCAAUCCAUGAAAAAUUAUUUAGGGGAAAUUAAAUAUUUAGUUGGUGAAUUGGCCGCAAUAAAUUCUCCGGUGUCCAACAAAGAAAUUCUUCAGACCACUCUUAUGGGGCUUGGACCGGAAUAUGAAUCCACUAUGGGCACUAUUUCCCUUUUUCCUGAUAAUUUUCCGCCAGACAUCCUUCACCGGAGCUUGUUAGAAGCUGAACAGCGGGUCCUUUUUCUCUGUCAACAAACAGCUCCUCCGGCCUACCAAGCCUUCGGCGCGCAUAAACGGGGUGUUGUACCGCGUGGAGGCCGCGACAGGAGACACGGGCCCAACAACUACGGUCAGCAGCAACCUUACUAUGGGCCGGGGUAGCAGGGCUUCGGUCAAGGGCAGAAAGGAUUCCGUCCGGGGCAGCAGGCCUUCGGCCAGGGGCAGCAGCCUGGGCAUCUUCACCACCAGUCGGGAGCGCAGCAACAACAUAGAGCUCUAAAUGCAGGUGCUAUAAGUAAUUCUGUUUUGUCCACUUUAAAUGCUACUGCUAUAUCAUUUUGUGAUACUAAUGUUAAGUCUGCAUGCUCUUCAUCUGCUGAGGGAAUUCUUGGGGCAAUUCACCCACCCGUUGUGUGUCAAAUCUGUUUUUCUGCAGGUCAUUCUGCAAUCAGCUGUCCUUCCUGAUUUUCUCCACCGUCUGCACCCGUACUUCUCACCAGUCAAUCUAAUGAAGCUCUGUGGUAUCCAGACACUGGUGCCUCUGCUCAUAUGACUUCCUCUGAAGGUAUUUUGACAAAUAAAUCUACUUAUUCUGGUCCAACUAUUGUUAGUGUUGCUAAUGGUGCUCAACUCCCUAUAAAACAUGUUGGUGAUAUCUCUCUAAAUUCCUCUGGCCGCCCGCUUCUAUUCAAAUCUGUUUAUCAUGUGCUUAAUAUUAAAUUCAAUUUAAUUUCAAUUCAAAAAUUGUGUGCUGAUAAAAACUGUGUUGCUAUUUUUGACAAAAAUUCCUUUUUUGUUAAGGACAAAACUUCGGGGGCGGUCCUUCUUCGAGCAACAACUAACGGCCAUCUCUAUCCUCUCAGCCUGAGUCCACCAUCUAGCCUAGCUUUAUCUUCAGUUCUCACCACUGGCCCUGUGUGGCAUCGUAUAUUGUCAUUGUGGUGAAAAUAUUUUAUGUAUUUUAAGCAAUCAAAAACACAUAUGUAAUACUUUUAGCUUUUCUCAUGAUUGUAUUCCUUGCCGGUUAGACAAGUCCCAACGAUUACCUUUUUCCGAUACUAUUCACACCUCUACUUCUCCCUUGCAAUUAAUUCAUUCUGAUGUGUGGCAGUCUCCUGUUCUUUCUAAUUUGGGAUUUAAAUACUAUGCCUGUUUCAUUGACGAUUUUUCUCAUUUUACGUAGAUUUAUCCCUCACGUGCUAAAAACGAGGUUUUGACUCUUAAAUUUUUUAAAUCUUUAGUUGAAAAUCUUUUUAACUCUCGAAUUAAAAUUUAUUAAAGUGAUGGAGGGGGUGAAUUUGUUAAUUCUAAAAUGCAACAUUUUUUUAAUUCUCAUGGAAUUUAUUUUCAAAAAUCAUGCCCUCAUACUCCUCAACAAAAUGGACUUGCUGAGCGUAAACACCGUCAUCUACUUGAACUUACUCGGAUUAUGCUUAUUGAGACAUCUCUUCCUAGUUAUUUUUGGGUGGAUAUGUUGAUUACGGCUGUAUAUAUUAUUUAACUUUGGUAGGUGCAUUACAGUAUUUAACUUUCACAAGACCUGAUAUUACUUAUGCAGUGCAUUUAGUCUCUCAGUUUAUGCAUGCCCCACGUACCACUCACCUUUUUGCUGUCAAGAGGAUUUUUAGAUAUUUGCAGGGAACCAUUGAUCAUGGUCUGUGGCUUCAGCCUACAUCUAAGGCAACUUGCAUUAUUGCAUACUCAGAUGCAAAUUGGGCCGGAUGUCCUGAUACUUCUCGCUCCACCACUGGUUAUGCUGUUUUUCUGGGGGCCAAUCUUGUGUCUUGGAAGUCCAAGAAGCAACUUACUGUCUCCAAAUCUUCUACAGAAGCAGAAUAUUGUGCUAUUGCCUACACGGUGCAGGACACACUCCAUAUUCGGUCCAUUCUGUCUGAGCUUGGCUUUCCUGUCACGACACCGGUACGUUUGUUUUGUGACAACAUCUCUGCUACAUACUUGACAUCAAAUCCUGUUCAGCAUGCUCGAAGUAAGCAUAUUCAGAUUGAUUAUCACUUUGUUCGUGAACGUGUGGCUCAUGGUGAUCUUGUGGUUAAAUAUAUGCCUACUAGUCUUCAGCUGACGAAUAUAUUUACUAAGAGUCUCUCUAGUCAGGAAUUUCAUUUUUUAAAAGACAACCUGCGCGUUGUAUCUCCCGCACAGUUUGAGGGGGUGUAAUACUGUAAUUGCCUAAUAUUAAAUUAGGAAUACUUUAUAUUUUUGGAAACUCUUUUUAUUAUAAAUAUAUCUUCCAGGUACCCUAUUGGGUAACCUUUCCCAUUAUUUCACAAGACUAAGUGUCAUCUCCUUCAUAACCGUGACGUAUAAAUCAAAUAGAGCACAUACUUUGCUGGUUAUGAUAGGCGAGUCACCACCAACCGGAUGUUGUACUUCGUACAUUAGAGCGUUUUGGUAAUUUUUUGGAAGAAUUCUCAAAAUAAGAAUAACCAAGUUUUGAAAUUUCAAUAUAGAACUGUUGUUGUCGUAUUACCAACUAUAUUAGAAAAGUUUUGUAUAAAACUUUAUUAUAUUGCAUAUAACCAACUUUCAACAAUAAUAUCAUACUACGUAAUAAUUAUCACAUAUAAGGGUGCUAUAAUAAAGUUUAUAAUAAUAUAUAGUUAAUGGUUACUUAUUUCAAUAAUUUAAAUUAUUUCAUAAAUUUAAAAAAUUAAGAUAAAAGAUAACAAAACAUAUGUACCAUCGAUCGAGACAGUCAGACAGAGAGGAAGAAAGAAGAAGUCGGAACUCGGAAGCAAAGCAACACAUAAAGCACAAGGGAUAAGACUAAUGAGAGACUUAGGACAUGUUUACUUCACGAGUUACUAAAUGGUGCUUAUUAAGAUCCGCGCUAAUAAGUUGCACAUAAAUUAAGCAGUGUUGUAAGCUCAUGUUUACUUCAAAGGAUUUUUA